Messenger RNA from Cuscuta campestris, 1837 nucleotides. NCBI's taxonomy places the organism in Eukaryota, Viridiplantae, Streptophyta, Magnoliopsida, Solanales, Convolvulaceae. The record is from the annotation of a GenBank genome assembly.
AAUAAAAAAGUGGAGCUAUUAUCUAUUAUUUCUCUUCUCUUGUACCUCUUGUAUAACAUUAGUGCAACAUUUCUUCCAUAAAAAUCUCUUAAUAAGUCGGUGCACUUUUUUUAAACAUUGGUUUUGGUGGUGUGAACUUUUUUCUUUUGAACAGAAAAUUAAAAGAUGAGCUCCAUUCUUGAUGACCCCUCAAUCCUGGACCGAACGGUCACUGAGAUCGAGAAGUUGUCAUGAAUCAAACUCGGGUCUUACUUAUUUGACACUCCUUGUCUUUGCCAACUGCGCAAUGUCCACCCGUUUUUUUAUUUUUUUGAAGGAUUGGUGGUGUGGACUUAAGUACACAACUAGUAUAAAGUUGGUGCACUAACUCCCUCUUUACUAUCCCUCUGCUUCUUCCUUCAUCCCCAGUCCUCCCAUCCUCCCCUGCUCUUCCUCACCCAUCAAUUAAUGAACAAUUCUUGAACUUCGCGGCGGAGAUAAAUCCCAAAAACCAAACAAACAAUGACGCUCCUCCCCCAGCCGCUCAUCUCCGCCCCAUCAGUAUUAUUAAUAUUCUUAUUCACUCUGCCUCUACGCGCCGCUUUCGCCGGCGCAGGAAAAGUCCCGGCGGUGAUAGUGUUCGGCGACUCCUCCGUGGAUUCCGGCAACAACAACCAGAUCGCCACCCUUCUCAAGAGCAAUUUCGAGCCCUACGGCCGCGACUUCAUCGGGCAACGACCCACGGGGAGGUUUUCCAAUGGCCGGGUCCCGCCCGACUUGAUAUCUGAAGCCAUCGGCCUCCGCCCCUUCGUCCCCGCCUACCUCGACCCCGCCUACAAGAUUUCUGAUUUCGCCGGCGGCGUCUGCUUUGCCUCCGCCGGUACCGGCUAUGACAAUGUCACUUCUGACGUCCUAAAUGUGAUACCCUUGUGGAAGGAAGUGGAGUACUACAAGGACUACCAGAAGAAACUGAGAGCAUUCGCCGGCGACCGGAGAGCGAACAGAAUAAUCCGGGAAGCUCUGUACCUGGUGAGCAUGGGGACGAACGACUUCCUGGAGAACUACUACCUGUUGCCGGGGAAGAGGGCGAAGCAGUUCACGGCCGACGAAUUUGGGGCGUUCCUCAUCGGAAUUGCAGAGGAGUUCGUGAGGGAAAUAUACGCGCUGGGCGCCCGGAAGAUAUCCCUCGGCGGCCUUCCUCCGAUGGGGUGUCUGCCCCUGGAGAGGACCGUGAGCUUCCUCGGCGGCUAUGCCGCCGGCGUCUGCAACGACCAGUACAACGCGGUGGCUGUCCGGUUCAACCGGCGGUUGAAUUUGCUGAUCAAGAAACUUAACGGGGAGCUCCCCGGAAUCCGAAUUGCUUACUCUGAUGUUUACACUAUCUUGUCUCAGAUCAUCACUAAGCCUUCUGCUUACGGGUUUGAGGAGGCAACAGUAGCUUGUUGCGGGACAGGGCUGAUAGAGAUGAGUUACCUGUGUGACGGGAUGAACCCGUUGACGUGUACGGACGCAAACAAGUAUGUGUUCUGGGAUUCCUUCCAUCUCACCGAGAGAACCAACCGCCUUGUCGUUGAUUACCUGAUGAAAACCACACUUCGCCGUUUUUUCGGCUUAUAAUAAUUAUAUCUAUAUCUAUAUUCUAUAUAUACUGCAUGCAUGCACAGCACCCCUGCCCUAUAUAUGCAUUCUUUUUUUUACAAUACGGAUCGGAGUGUGCAUUAGAAUUGCCAAAACCAUGCAAAUACGUUAUUGUGAUUAUUAUUGUUAAUUAACUACGGAGUACGAAGUAGUUAUUAUUACGGAGUAUAUUGUUGUACAAUUUAGUACUCCCUCCGUCCCAUAAAGUGUUACUCAUUUU